This is a messenger RNA of Salvelinus namaycush (lake trout), 6327 nucleotides long. RefSeq names its product protein jagged-1b-like. Gene Ontology annotation, cellular component: plasma membrane; protein-containing complex. Gene Ontology annotation, molecular function: calcium ion binding; Notch binding. Lineage: Eukaryota; Metazoa; Chordata; Actinopteri; Salmoniformes; Salmonidae. The transcript is spliced from 26 exons. Bases 240 to 3995 code for a protein of 1251 amino acids. The record is from RefSeq and is a predicted model, not a curated record. Gene Ontology annotation, biological process: establishment or maintenance of epithelial cell apical/basal polarity; heterophilic cell-cell adhesion; cell communication.
UUUCUUAGCUCGUGGGUAUUGUUGUAUCAGAGGCGAUCAGAAAUAUAUGAAGAAAAAGAACAAUAGUUGGAAGGACAAAAGAGUGAGACAAGGGGGCAGGUCAUUUUGCAUUGGAAACCUAUGCUCUUUUCAAAAGGUGUUGUUCUCCACUCGUGCAUGUUCAAAUCGGAGGAGUAUAUAGAGCCGUAGGUCGGCCGGACUUUUAGUUUCGCAGCAAACGGCACUAUCAAACAGAAGGCAUGAUUUUGAGACCGAGUUCAAGCUGUGCUGCUUUUUCUAUUCAUGUCUUCUUGCAAUGCAUGUGGAUGAAGGUGGCUGUGGCAUCAGGACACUUCGAAUUGCAAAUUGUGUCGAUGCAGAACGUGAAUGGCGAACUGCAGACUGGCGUGUGCUGCGAUGGAUCUCGGAAUGCCGCAGAUCGCAAAUGCACGAGGGACGAGUGUGAUACCUAUUUUAAAGUGUGUCUAAAGGAGUACCAGUUGAAGGUCUCUUCGGCGGGCCCAUGCAGUUUCGGGACGGCUUCAACACCCGUGGUCGGAGGGAAUACUUUUUCUUUGCGGAACGUGAGGAGUGAGAAGUCGAGGAAUGACAAGUCGAGGAUUGUGUUACCUUUCAGCUUCGCUUGGCCGAGGUCCUAUACGUUGAUCGUGGAGGCCUUGGACUUCAACAACGACUCUUCUACGGGCAGCGUGGGAGGCGAGAGGAUCGAGAAGGCUGUUCAGUCGGGCAUGAUCAACCCCAGCCGCCAGUGGCAGAGCCUGAAGCACAACGGGCCGGUGGGCCAGUUCGAGUACCAGAUCCGGGUCAGCUGCGACGAGCACUACUAUGGUUUCGGCUGCAACAAGUUCUGCCGUCCGCGCAACGACUUUUUUGGCCACUACAACUGCGACCACAAUGGCAACAAGACCUGCCUCGAAGGGUGGUCUGGACCAGAAUGCAGCACUGCUAUUUGCAGGCAAGGCUGCAGCACUGAACAUGGUUCCUGUAAAUUGCCCGGCGAUUGCAAGUGUCUGUACGGCUGGCAGGGCGAGUACUGUGAUAAGUGCAUCCCUCACCCGGGCUGUGUGCACGGAAGCUGCGUGGAACCGUGGCAGUGCCUCUGUGACACAAACUUUGGCGGCCAGCUCUGCGACAAAGACCUGAACACAUGUGGUACGUUCCAGCCCUGUCUGAACAUGGGGACCUGCAGCAACACUGGACCUGACAAGUACCACUGUGCCUGUCCUGACGGCUACUCUGGUGUCAACUGCGAGAAAGCGGAGCAUGCCUGUCUUUCAGAGCCCUGUUUUAACAGAGGGAGCUGUGUGGAGACCAGUCAGGGCUUCGAGUGCCAGUGUGCCCCUGGCUGGAGUGGCCCCUACUGCAGCAUCAAUGUGGACGAGUGUCUCCCCAACCCCUGUGGCCACGGGGGCACCUGCCAGGACCAGGUCAACGGCUUCAAGUGCACCUGUCCCUUCCAGUGGAGCGGCAAGACCUGCCUCAUCGACGCCAAUGAGUGCGAAGGCGACCCCUGUCUGAAUGCCAACUCCUGCCGCAACCUGAUUGGAGGGUACUUCUGCGAGUGCCUCCCUGGUUGGAUGGGCCAGAACUGCGACACAAAUAUUAAUGACUGCCAGGACCAGUGUCAAAAUGGGGGAACCUGCAAGGACAUGGUGAACGGGUACCGCUGCGUUUGUCCGUCGGGCUUCAGCGGCGAGCACUGCGAGAAGGACGUAGAUGAGUGUGCCAGUGGCCCAUGCCUGAACGGCGGCCGUUGCAAGGACGACGUCAACGGCUUCCAGUGCCUGUGCCUGCCCGGUUUCUCUGGCAACUUCUGUCAGCUGGAUAUCGACUACUGCAUGCCGAACCCAUGUCAAAACGGGGCCCAGUGUUUCAACCUGGCUACCGACUACUUCUGCAAAUGUCCCGAAGACUACGAGGGCAAGAACUGUUCCCAUUUGAAGGACCACUGUCGUACCACACCCUGCAAAGUGAUUGACAGCUGCACGGUUUCCGUGGCAUCCAACAGCACCCCUGGGGGCACGCGUCUGAUUUCGUCCAAUGUGUGCGGGCCCCACGGGCGCUGCCGGAGCCAGGCUGGGGGCCAGUUCAGCUGCGAGUGCCAGGAGGGCUUCACUGGGACAUACUGCCAUGAGAAUAUAAAUGACUGUGAAAGCGGCCCGUGUCAGAACGGGGGAACGUGUAUUGACAAAGUCAGCCUGUACCAGUGCAUCUGUGCCGAGGGUUGGGAGGGACCCAACUGCGACAACAACAUUGACGACUGCAACACCAACCCCUGUCGCAACCGCGGCACGUGCCGGGACCUGGUGAACGACUUCUUCUGUGAGUGUAAGAACGGAUGGAAGGGCAAGACAUGUCACUCAAGGGAGAGCCAGUGUGACGAGGCUACAUGCAACAAUGGCGGGACGUGCUACGAUGAAGGGGACACCUUCAAAUGCAUGUGUGCCGCCGGAUGGGAGGGUGCCACCUGUAAUAUAGCUAAGAACAGCAGCUGUCUGCCUAGCCCUUGUGAGAACGGAGGCACCUGUGUGGUCAGUGGAGACUCUUUCACCUGUGUCUGCAAAGAUGGCUGGGAGGGCCUGACCUGCAACCAAAAUUCCAACGACUGCAAUCCCCACCCUUGCUAUAACAGUGGAACCUGUGUGGACGGCGAUAACUGGUACCGGUGUGAGUGUGCCGCAGGAUUCGCAGGACCAGACUGCAGGAUUAACAUCAACGAGUGCCAGUCGUCGCCUUGCGCAUUCGGCUCUACCUGCGUAGACGAGAUCAACGGCUACCGCUGCCUGUGUCCGCCAGGGAGGGCCGGCCCCAGAUGCCAAGAAGUUACUGGGAGACCCUGUGUUGUCAACGGUCUGGUGGCCGUGGACGGGGCCAAAUGGGACGACGAUUGCAACACCUGCCAGUGCCACAAUGGGAAGGUCACCUGUACAAUGAUCUGGUGCGGUCCCAAAUCCUGCCGGGUCCACAGUAAAAGCCCCAGCGGUGGCGAGUGCCCGGUCGGUCAGAUGUGUGUGCCCGUCCGGGACGAGUUCUGUUUUGUCAAGCCAUGCCCCAGCCAGGGCGAGUGCUGGUCGGCCUCCCACAGUCCCAAGCCCCACGCAAAGUGCCACCCCGAGAGCAACUGUGCCAACGUCACUUUCACCUUCAACAAGGACACCAUGCCACAGGGCUUGACUGUUGAGAACAUCUGCAGCAAGCUGAGGAGUCUGUAUGUGGUGAGGAACCUCUCGUCGGAGUACUCGGUGUCCAUGACAUGCGAGCCAUCGGCCACAGCCAACAACGAGAUCCAUGUAGCCAUUUCGACGGAGGACCCCAGAAGAGGCAAGGCCCCUAUCAAGGAGAUCACGGACAAGUUCAUAGACCUGGUCAGCAAGCGAAACGGCAACGGCACCAUCAUCACAGCCAUCAUCGAGGUCCGCGUCCAGAGGAGGCAGAGCCACAACCCCAAUGCAGACUACCUGGUCCCCCUGCUGGUGUCUGUAGUCAUCGUCAUCUGGCUCCUGGCUGUGGCCUCUGCGUUUAUCUGGUGCCUCAAGCGGCGAAAGCCCAGCACCCACACGGGUGUCAACACCCAGUUGUCGUCCCCGGCGACGACCGCCGAAGACACCAACAACGCAGUCAACAACGUGCGCGAGCAGCUCAACCAGAUCAAGAACCCCAUCGAUAAACACGGUCUGACCAAUGGCCUACCCCCAGUUAAAGAACACCCCAGCCACCACCACUAUCACUACGAGGACAAGAACUCUCUUAUCAACGGCAAAAUUAGAACAAACAACUCCGACGUGGGUAGCCACCAUUCGGAUGACGAGGAGUCUGAGAAGAGGUUUCAGAAGGCUAGGUUCCCAAGGCAGACGCCAUAUACGCUAGUGGACCGGGAGGAGCGGAGCCCACAGCCGCUCAGCACGGCCGGCAAACACCCCAACUGGAUUAACAAACAGGACAACAGAGACUUGGAGUCGGCACAGAGCUUAAACCGAAUGGAAUUCAUUGUAUAGCGCACAGCUUGGUGACCUUGGCCUGACCACUUCAACUGGUUUCUCAUCGUUGGAAGGUCAACUGAGGGGCGCUCCACAAAGUUGUUGAUACUGUUGUCAUAUUUUUGAAUCAAAAAGUUGUGAUUUACCCUUCACAAAGAAGACAAAUUUCCAUAUGUUUAAUUUAUGUUUCGACAAGCUGGCUCACACUGGCAAUAACGGUUGACUGUGGUUUGGCUGGAUUUCCGGGUGCUUGCGUUUGCGUUUUUUUUAUUUUUUAAACCAGUUAACUUCAAGGUGGCACUUCUGUAAAUGUACGUGUAAGAACAUCUCUAUGUUGUUCGGUAAGCUGCUGUCGAAGGCUUUUUACAGGCUUUUACCCAGUAGUCAUACGAAGUGUACAAUUUAAUAUUAAUGUGGGUUUAGCCUCGUAACGGGUUUUGUAUUUGUACGCGCUUCCGCAUCACCAUACCACAGCAACUAUCAAAACGUUAUUUAUUUUUGUUUCAAGCAGGUUGAGUCUGUCAGCAGUUGCUGCCGAUAUGAAGAAUUUGUGUCAAAUGUAGAAUGAUGUAUAGGUCUGUAAAUAUUUUUUUUUUAUUAAUCAUUGUGUAUAUUUGAUUUAUUAACUUAAUAAUCAAGAGCCUUAAUAUCAUUCCUUUUAUUUAUAUGCAUUGUUUAGAUUUGAAGUUUUGACAGCUUUGUAAGCUUACAACUUCCUUAUUUUUGAAAAUAUUGUUUCAAUAUAUACAGUCAGGUCCAAUAUAUAUACAGACAUUGACCAUUUUUGUUGUUGUUUUGGCUCUGUACUACAGUAAUUUGGAUUUGAAAUUAUACCAUGACUGAGGUUAAAGUGCAGACGGUCAACUUUACUUUGAGGGUAUUUUCGUACAUAUCGUAUGAACUCUUUUUGUUUUUAAAUGACCUUUUUUCUGCGUGAUCUACCCAUUUCAAGGAACCAAAAGCAUUUGGACAAAUUCACUGAUGUGUGUUAUUAAGUUGAGUAUUUAGUCCCAUAUUCCUAGCACGCAAUGACUACAUCACGCUUGUGACUCUACGAACUUGUUGGAUGCCGAUUCUGUUUGUUGUUUCAGAUGAUUUGCUGCCCAAUUGAAUGGUAAAUAAUGUACCAUGUGUAUGACGCGUGCAAUGCCAGGGUUGUGGUUUCGGUUAACUAAACGUCAAUGUCAUUUGAGUCACUUAUUGUAAAUAUGGAUAGGAUGUUUCUGAACACUUAUACAUUCAUGUGGACGCUACCAUGAUUACAUACAAAUCGUGAAUAAUGAUGAGUGAGAAAGUUGGAGGCACAAAGAUCAUACCCCAAGACAUGCUAACCUCUCACCAUUCUCAAUAACGUGAGAAUAGCGUAUUUUGUGGCGGGUGUGAGAUGUGCCUCAACUUUCUCACUCAUAAUUUAUCAUUAUUCAUGAUUUUCUGUUGUCAUGGUAGCAUCCACACGAAUCAAUGAAAAAUAGCCUCAAAUUAAAGCCGACUGUCAACAAUUUAACUUCAGUCAUUGUAUCAUUUCAAAUCUAAAGUGCUAGAGUACAGAACCAAAACAACAAAAUGUUUCACUGUCCAAAUACUUUUGAACCUCACUUUGUUUCAUAAAUGCCAAAAGUGUUCUUGAAAGAAUAGUUUAUUUUUGAACAAUUAGAUGGGCAUUUUUGUCCACACCAAAAAAACAAACAAACAAACAAAAAAUGUACGAUGUCUGUUUGAAACCAUUUCUAUGGUAUAUUUGCCAGGACUCUUUUGUAAGUACUUAAAUGUAAAUGGGAUGGCAGGGGAAAGGACAAAAUAACAUGGAGGGUCAUUUGAAACAACGCAAUGUGGCAGACACAUUGCUUGCCAAUUAAAUACUUUUAAGGGAACUUUUUUUUUUUUUGGUAGCCUGAUGUUUGAAUGUACAGCAUAACAAGUGUCAAGAACAGGAAAAAAUAUCCUUGGAUCCUUUGUAAAACAAAAAAAAACUUUCGAUGUAUGUGAUUACUUUGCAUAUAUGGUAAUGAACUCUAAUAAAUGGUGGAAUUCGUUUUGCGUGGCCCGGUGCCCCAGGUGGGUGGAGAUUUCACUUAAGGACCAAUGGAAUGGUCUUCAAUGAGUAAACUCGGGUCACCGGGCCAUGCAAAACAAACUCGGCCAUUGAGAUACUUGAAGAGAGGAGAUCCAAUAUGAACACUGUAGAACUGUCAUGUGACACAUAGCCUUUCUGGAUUGGACGGAGACCACAAGGCUGUAAACAUCUUUAUUUAUUUUUUUGUUUGCCCUGAAAAUCAUGAUUUAAGAGAAAGUAUGUGUACAUUUCACUUUAGUGUGUAAAGAACUUGAGAAUUAAAGUAUUUUUUGGGGG